AUGACGUCUGCCACCUCCCCCAUCGCCUCCGUCACGUUCGGUGCCCUCUACCGCAACCCCCGAGUGGGCGACCUCAUCAUCCGCACCGCCGACGAGGUCGACUUCCACGUCUACAAAGCCAUCAUAGCCGCCGCCUCCAUCGUCUUCGCGGACAUGCUUUCGAUCCCGCAGCCUUCGCCCGCGACCACUGGCGACUCCGACAAGCCCGCCGUCGACGUCGCAGAGAGAAGCGUAGUCUGGGAGAUCCUCAUCAUGCUCUGCUACGCACCGCGGCCGCCUACACCCGAGGACUUCGAGGACCUGGACGCGGUCCGUGCUAUCCUGGAUGCCGGUGUCAAAUACCGGAUGGACGUUGCGGUGGAGUACGCGCGCCUCGGACUCCUCCUGCCGAGGUUUGUCAAGGAGAAGCCGUUCGUUGUGUAUGCACUGGGCUGCGCGUACAAGCUCCCGGACGUUACGCGUGCCGCCGCGCGGCACUCUCUCCGGUUCCCGAUCUACUUUGAGUACUCCAAGGAGCUCGACUUGCUCUCACCCCGCGCGUUCCACCAUCUAUUCGAGUAUCGGAGAGAAUGUGGCGCAGUUGCCCAGAUGAUCGUGGCGAGGAGAGUCCAGGCCGAGCGGUAUUUUCAAGAACUCCGUACUAAACUGGAGUUCCUUCCAGACGCCAGCCUAGCACUCUCAGAACCGUUGCUACAGACGAUGAUCGACGUUGCGUCGGAUUGCUCCAAAUGUUUCAGCACGGUUCAUAGUCGGGUGGCCGAGUUCUCUAAAUUGUUAUACGCGGUCAUCGAGGACGCGAUCUCCCACGUAGAACUAGUCGUCGACGAAUAG
Trametes versicolor FP-101664 SS1 is the source of this 831-nucleotide messenger RNA. RefSeq lists its product as uncharacterized. Bases 1 to 831 code for a protein of 276 amino acids. The transcript has 3 exons. The record is from RefSeq and is a predicted model, not a curated record. Lineage: Eukaryota; Fungi; Basidiomycota; Agaricomycetes; Polyporales; Polyporaceae.